Ichthyophthirius multifiliis is the source of this 1095-nucleotide messenger RNA. RefSeq lists its product as hypothetical. The record is from RefSeq and is a predicted model, not a curated record. Gene Ontology annotation, molecular function: 3',5'-cyclic-nucleotide phosphodiesterase activity. NCBI's taxonomy places the organism in Eukaryota, Ciliophora, Oligohymenophorea, Hymenostomatida. The transcript has 3 exons. Gene Ontology annotation, biological process: signal transduction.
AUGUUUCCUCAAGAAAUAGACUUUGUAGAUGAAUGGGAAUUUAAUUCCCUUUCUUUAAAGAAAAAUGAAGAAUUAUACACUGUAGCAUGGAAUAUUUUAGAAAGAAGGGGUUUUGUGGAAAAAUAUAUGAUUAAAAAUAAAACUUUUGCUAAUUUUAUUUAGCAUUUAUAAUAUGGAUAUAACAAAAAAAGAAAUUUCUUUCAUAAUUUUAAUCAUGGAAUAGCAGUUAUGCAAAGUUGCCAUAUGUUAACUAAAUGUUAAAAAUCUUAAAGUAUUUUGAAAGAUAUAGAUGUUUUUACUGUUAUCUUUUCAGGUUUAUGUCAUGAUGUAGGACAUACAGGAAGAACUAAUAAUUUCGAAAUUGCAGUUUAAUCGAAAUUGGCUAUUAGGUAUCAUGACAAAUCAGUAUUAGAAUAACAUCAUUUAGCGCAAACCUUUAAAAUAAUGCUAAAUAUGAAAAAUUCUAAUAUAUUAUAAAACCUAUAAAUGGUCGAUUUUUAAUAUAUAAGGAAAUAAAUGAUAUCUAACAUUUUAUAUACUGAUAUAAAGCUUCAUUUUAAGCUUAAAUAAGACUUUGACUUAUAUUGGAAAAAAAGCGACGAAAAACUGGAAGAAAAAAGUGCACUAACUGAAUAACCUGAAAACAUCCAAAACAGAGAUUAAUAUUAAUAAUAAAUCGAAAUAUUGACUGGAAUGAUAAUUCACACGGCUGAUUUUAACGGGGCUGUCAAAAAAUUUUUAUUCGCAAAAUAAUGGUCUGAAAGGGUUAAUAAAGAAUUUAAUAAUUAAUAUAUGGAAGAGGGAGUUAAAGGAAUCAUACAAACACCUUUUAUGAAAGAUUUAGAUAAAACUAAUAUAAUGGCGAGGGCUGAAAAAGAGUUUUUGGGUGUCAUUGUAUUACCUUUAUGGGAAAUUUUGAAUAGUUUUUAUGAAGGAGAAUUAAAUCAUAUUAUUGGAAAUAUAAAUGAGUCUAUAUAAGAAUGGGAAAAAUUGGCAGCUUAAGAAGAAUUCUAAACUACAGAAAAAAUAGAGAAUUUAGAAGUUAUUACUGAAAAAGAAGAAACAGAAUCUUUAAAAUAAAUAUAAAAAUAAUGA